AUUCUUUUUAAUAUGGAAAUCUCAAGUCAACCUCACCUCAUCAUUUGGUCUUGGUUCUUCUAGGCACCACCUCAUUUCCCACUUUCUUUAAUUUUUCACUACUAUUUUUCUUUCUCCUCAUCUUCUUCAGUACUAUAUAAUUGUCACUCCUCUAUCAUCUCUUGCUACGUACCCACGGGGUUCGAAUUGAGUUGAAUUGAAUUGAUUUGAUUAAAGUUAGCAUGAAGGUGCACCAGUUCGCACGUGGAUUGUGGGAGCACGAACCCUCCCUCACCCUUGGCUGCAAGCGUCUCCGCCCUCUCGCUCCCAAGCUUCAGCCCAACUCCGACACUUCAGUCACCGCCACCACCUCCACCACAGCUGCUUUCGAUCUCAAGAGCUUCAUUAGACCUGAAAGUGGCCCCAGAAAGCUUAGCUGCUCUGAUGAUAAGAGAGAACCAACUCAGGUGGAGACACUUCCUGGUGGGACAAGGUGGAAUCCUACGCAAGAACAAAUAGGGAUACUGGAGAUGUUGUAUCGGGGAGGAAUGCGCACUCCCAAUGCACAACAAAUAGAGCAGAUCACCGCGCAGCUCGGCAAGUAUGGAAAGAUUGAAGGGAAGAAUGUGUUCUACUGGUUCCAAAACCACAAGGCACGAGAAAGGCAGAAGCAGAAGCGAAAUAGCCUCGGUCUAAGCCAUUGUCCAAGAACAACCCAGGCUGCAGCCACUAGUAUCACCAGUAUUAUAACAUUGGACACAAGGGGAGAAGAAGAUUGUUCAUACAAGAGGAAAAGCAGAAGCUGGGCAUUCGAGAGCUUGGAAGAGGACAAGAGGUAUUGUAAAGAGGAAGGAGAUCAGACUCUGGAGCUAUUCCCACUACACCCGGAAGGCAGAUGAAGGGGUUUGAAUUUUUUUUUUUCUUUUCUUUUUCUCUCUCACUUUUGGCUCAUUUGUGAGUUGCUUUGAUGUGCUCUCUCUCUCCCUUCUUUCUUUGUUUCGAGAAAGAAGAAAAACAAGUUGUAUCUUUGUACCCUCUCCUGAUCUGAUCCUUGUUAUUCCUGACUCUGGGACCAAAGUGCUUUGUCGCUCUUGGAAAUUGCUGCUAGUAUACUGGUCUUUAUUCGUUUUCGAUCGGGUGGGUGUGAUCUUCCACUUUUGACCACAAGAACUUGUUGAAACCAAGCUUUUAGGUUGAAAGUGGUGAAGACACUGAAGUCCAAGCACCAGCUCUCAUUCCCACGGCCACUCCACAUUUUUUUUUUUAUGUUUCAAUAGGGGUUCCCCCUUUCAUAAUGGUUAGCCGGGUUAAUGGUCUGGUUCACACUUAACGCGAGAUAUGAAAUCUUCAAUCUAAAUCCAACUUUACUUAAGAUCAGCUUAUUGAAUUCGCGAGAUUCUGAUUAAAAGCCAUUUAAUCUCUCAAGUUUUGAGUUUUUGUUUUAUGUUUUAAUCCCCCUUUCAUAAUGGUUAGCCGGGUUAAUGGCCUGGUUCACACUUAACCCUAUAUGUGAAAUCUUCGAUCUAAAUUCAACUUAACUUAAUUAACUUAUUGAAGUCGUGAGAUUCUUGUUGAAAACCUUUAAAUCCUUCAACUUUUGAAUUUUUGUUUAAUAAUCAAACCAAAUUCAGAUUAAUAACGAGUAAAUAAUUAUUUUGUGUCAAAAAAAAAAAUUUCACCGGAAAGACCAUUGUGUGUCAAAAUUACCAAGUAGAGAGUCAUCUCAAAAUUACAAAGGACUUUGAAACUUCUUCCAAAUUGACUGUUCUACUAUUAAUGCUAAUAAAGGGUAAAGUGCUAAAAAAAACAAAAAAAAAAAAAAAAAAAAAACAAGAAA
This is a messenger RNA of Cornus florida, 1816 nucleotides long. Its product is annotated as WUSCHEL-related homeobox 4. The record is from RefSeq and is a predicted model, not a curated record. Lineage: Eukaryota; Viridiplantae; Streptophyta; Magnoliopsida; Cornales; Cornaceae. Gene Ontology annotation, molecular function: DNA-binding transcription factor activity; DNA binding. Gene Ontology annotation, biological process: procambium histogenesis; cell division; phloem or xylem histogenesis. The transcript is spliced from 3 exons. Gene Ontology annotation, cellular component: nucleus. Bases 222 to 878 code for a protein of 218 amino acids.